GAGGUGUCACUUCAUCGCAGGCCUUCUCUCAGUACACUACAACUCUCCGCUUCACACUCCUGGUGCUGACGGCUGACUCUCUGUUUCUCUCUCUCAAGGUGACUUGUGGAGAUGAGGCCUCACUGUCCGCUACUACUGUUGGUGUUGGCACUGAUCACAACCACAGGAGUGUCUCUGAGUGACAACAACACUGGAGUGUUUUUGAGUGACGUGAGUUACCAGCACUCCAGAAAGAUAUGUAAACUAGACUCGGUUAUUGCUGGAGACCGUCGGCGGAGAGCAGCGGCUGGCCACGAGGACAAUUACACCACAAGUUUAGCGGUGAAGGAGGAAGGAAAUUCACUGAUAAGGAAUAAAACACAGAGGAAGAUGGUAAGUUUGUGGCCAGUAAGAGAUGAUGAAGACUUGUCCAAUGAUGGCGGGUCUCUGGGGAGGUUAUUGGUGAGGGUGGUGGAGGAGGAGAUGAGGGGCUGUGACCUACUGCUGGCCUACGACGACCUCGACAGUCACCUGCCUCUGCUGGUCCACCUGCUGCUGCUGCUGCCUCACACGCGUCAGGUGUUGCGGGUGAAGACGGUGGAGGACCUGCUGGGUGUAGUGUGGGUGUCGCCAAGGUGUAGCAGCUACCUCUUCCUUCUGCAGCGUCCCGACCAUCUGAUGACCUUCCUAAACACCCACCUUGACACCUGGGACUACCGCGGCAGGUACGUGUUGGUCGGGCUGAGUCAAGACCAGCUGGUGAACGUCUCUCGUUCCAGGAAGGGAAAAAAAACCGAACACCUGCUGGGGGUGAUCAAGUCUGGUGCUCGGGGAGAGUGGGGAGUGUACAUGAACCAGCUGUACUGGGGUCCUGGAGUACAGCGUGUAGCCACCUGGCGAGGCAACAGCUUCACGUCACAGGUGGAACUUUUCCCAGACAAAGUGUCAGACCUGCGCGGUGCUGUGCUCAAGGUGUGCACGUUUGUGUGGGAGCCCAACGUGUUCUAUUACCGGGCAAAGAACGGCUCUCUUCUCUACCGCUACGGCAUCGACAUUCAGAUUACUAGACUGUUGGCCAGGUCACUUAACUUCUCCAUAGAGUUUGUGGAGCCUCCCCCAGGAGAGAUGUGGGGAGAGGCACAGACCAAUGGGUACUUCUCUGGCCUCAUAGGUAAGGUCAAGAGAGAUGAGGUCGACAUUGGUGUGGCUGAUCUUUAUCUCGUCAUAUCUCGUAAUAAUAUCGUUGACAUGACCUCACCUUAUGACUCUGAGAUGAAGUGUUUCCUAGUGUUAGAGGCACCGCCACUACCUCGCUGGCAGGCGCUUGUGUUCCCUCUCAACCCCUGGACCUGGCUCGCUUCCUUCCUGAGUCUGCUACUGUCCGGUCCUCUACUGUGGGUCUUUGCCAGCGUUAGUAAUAGAUGCGGGGGCGAAGUGAACAUCCUUCAGCACCUCACGCCAGCCUGGCAAUACGCCUUCGGCCUUCACUUCCGGCAAGCGCAGGCGUCAGUACCCCGCAGCACCAGCACCCAGGUGGUGGUGACCGCCCUCUGGCUCUACACCAUCAUCCUCACCAUCGUGUACAGCAGCAACCUCACCGCCUUCCUGCUGGUGAGGAAGCAACCGCCUCCCAUGGACACCAUUAUUGACCUCUACCAUUCAGGCCUCGAGCUGGCCACCAUCGGAGUCUUCUUUAAGAAUGCGAUGGCUAUCUCUAGUGACCCCUACCUCAGGGCCCUGACGAAGAUGUUCGUCUCCUACGAUGACGUGGAGGACAUACUGGCACGGGUGGUGGCUGGCGAGGCCGUGUACCUCAGUAACGGGAGAUACAUCCAGUUUGUAACCACCACCAGGUUCACCAAGGCCGGCACUAGGGUCAGGGUGAUGAAGGAAUGUUUCUCAACCUUCUACAACGCCGUAGCACUGCAGCGCUACUCCCCUCUCACACCCAAGUUCAACCAAAUCAUCGGGUGGAUCUCUCAGAAUGGCUUAGUUCAUCACUACUUACGGGAGUCAAUAAGGCUGGCGGCUUCUACUGAGGAAUACGGCGGUGGUGGUAGUGUCAGUGACGGCGGUGGUAACAAGCAAAAUAACUCCCCUGACAAUACUAACGCCACUACCCCUCUAAGUCUUGACCAUCUACAGGGCAUCUUCUUCGUCAUUAUCUUUGGGUGGGUCUCCUCUAGCCUCGCCUUCUGCCUCGAGGUCAUCAUGUACGGCAGGAGGAGUGAACGAGCCAGCCUCAAGUCAUGAUAAACUGGGGAAGACGAACCAAACCCUCUUAGCACACACACCCCCGGCUACACAAAUAAACUAGUUCAAAGCAAAAUA
Molecule: messenger RNA, 2310 nt
Organism: Homarus americanus (American lobster)
Lineage: Eukaryota; Metazoa; Arthropoda; Malacostraca; Decapoda; Nephropidae
Product: ionotropic receptor 21a-like
Exons: 12
Coding region: 112-2232 (706 amino acids)
Cellular component (GO): membrane
Molecular function (GO): glutamate-gated receptor activity
Source: RefSeq, a predicted model, not a curated record